AAUUUACAGUUGCAAAGUCAGCAGCAUGUCGGUGACGUCGUUGUUUAUGUGUUCACAAUAAGUGUUUGACAGAUUUAACUGGAAUUAUUCCUCGAAACUAGAGCUUGGUUGUUUCAUAUCCUAAAAUACGAUGUCACAGAAAGAUCCUUGUCAAAAACAGGCUUGUGCCAUACAGAAAUGUUUACAAGCCAACAAGUACAUUGAAAGUCGUUGUGAGGAUGUGAUUCGAGCCAUGAGGAAGUGUUGUGAAGUCCAUACAGGAGGAAACUCCGUCUGCUGCUCUGGAUUUGCCAAGGAACACGAAUCCAAAGACACAAAGACAUAAAUUCAACAGAAGGCUGUACAGUACUUGUGUAUAUUUGCUGCAAGAGAUCAGUGGAGACUUUCAAGGACAUGUGAAAUAAAAUACAUAUUUAUGAAAGGCUA
Messenger RNA from Ctenopharyngodon idella (grass carp), 426 nucleotides. It is a transcript of the gene cmc4, whose product is annotated as C-x(9)-C motif containing 4 homolog (S. cerevisiae). The transcript has 2 exons. NCBI's taxonomy places the organism in Eukaryota, Metazoa, Chordata, Actinopteri, Cypriniformes, Xenocyprididae. Gene Ontology annotation, cellular component: mitochondrial intermembrane space. Bases 131 to 325 code for a protein of 64 amino acids. The record is from RefSeq and is a predicted model, not a curated record.